This is a messenger RNA of Guillardia theta CCMP2712, 1158 nucleotides long. RefSeq lists its product as hypothetical. The transcript has a single exon. The coding region runs from base 1 to 1158 and encodes 385 amino acids. The record is from RefSeq and is a predicted model, not a curated record. NCBI's taxonomy places the organism in Eukaryota, Cryptophyceae, Pyrenomonadales, Geminigeraceae.
AUGUCAAACCUGCGAGGAAGAAUCCUCAUCCCCGUCGUCCUGCUCGCCUGCCUGUCCAUCAUCCUCAACGUGGCCCUCAGCAUGUACGCGCUGGGGCUGUUCAACUUCAAGUCAAGGCUGUCAAGGGAGGAGUUUCUCCACUGGAAGCGAUGCAGGCGCCAUCCUUACAUAGAGAGGUCUCUCCGCCCCUACCGCGCUCACGCAUGCCGAGGACGGGUGACCAGGUCUGCCAUACGGAGGAGCGUGCGGGAGGACAAGGACUACAUAGGAGUCAGCAUCAAAGACAACCACGUCACUUACUACGGCACCGAAGGGACGCCAUGGGAGAACGACGUGAGGACGGAGGAAGGGCUCAUCCAGGACAUCGGCAUGUUAGCUAAGGAGGUCGACCUCCCGGACAUGGAAUUCAUCUGUUGGUUCAACGACGGGUUUGACGGGUUGAGUCUUCCGAAUGCGAGGAACGAGUGCCUUCCUGUCUUCGUGCAGGAGAAGCCAAGGUCUAGCAACGGGAUUCUCGCAACUCCCCGAUCAGUCCAAGGGUUCUCCGACUACAUACUGAAGACUGCCUCGCAAGACAACUCCAUUCCGUUGGAACGGAAGAUCAGCAAAGCUUUCUUCAGGGGGACAACCACCGGUGGCAUCUACACCGAAGACAACUGGAGGAACUUUGCAAGGACCAAGAUCGUCAAGGCUUCGUUGGAUCACCCAGACCUCAUCGAUGCUCGCUUUACCAGGGUGAUGCAGACCGAGUCGAAACAACUGCCCAAGAUCAUGAAGAGGGAGGGGUACGUGGUGAAGAAGCGAGUGGCUCAUUCGGAGCAGUGGAAGUUCAAGCUGGUCAUCGUUCCUGAUGGCAACUCGGUGCCCGAUCGUCUCCUCGACUUUCUGGCGAGCAACGUCGUCGUGUUGAAGCAGGAGUCAGGCAACGAGGAGUUCUGGUACCAAGACCUCAAGCCAUAUGAACAUUACAUCCCCUUCAAGCGAGACGUGUCCGACCUAGUGGAUGUCGUCAAGCGGUCGCUGAGCAACGAGACGCUAUUGAAGCAUGUCUCAGAUGCUUCGACUCACUUUGUGCUCGAAAACCUCAACUCCGACAUCAUCAAAUGCUACCUGGUGCACCUGCUCUACGACUAUGCGCAAGUCUAUGACGACGACUAG